AUAAAUAAAUUAUUUUCCAGACAAGGAGCGGAAAAAGCAAUGCAAGACGGAGUUGGAAGCCGUGCUGAAAGAAAACUGGAGGCAGAAGGAAGACAAACGAAUGUCCUUCGAAGUAGGACCUUUGGAAGGCUUCUGACUGGAGCAGAUCCAGAAGAAAUUAAGGAGUCAGAGGUGGGGCCAGAGCAAAGCAGUGAAACCCAUUGGCAAGAGUUUCUGAAGGCAGUUCAGAGCCCUCAAUCUGGAUGGAAACAUCCACAAUUGUCUCAAUCCCAAUCAAAGGAAGUGUUGAAUGGCCUUCACGCCUCCCUCUCGGGGGAAGCUGGAGCCAAGCAGGGGCUUAGUGAGAAGAUGGCGUCCCACGGCUUGCCGGGUCUCAGGGGAGGACCUCCAGGGGUCUCUGAGUCUUCUGUGGAAAUGAAGGAGGAGGCUGUGUAUGAAGAAGAAGGACUUGAUUGGAAGAUGGAACAACAGCAUUCCUGGGAAUUCUGGUUCCAGAAUGACAAAGGAACUCAAGAGCAAUUCCAGGUACUUGUCUCCAACUUGGAAAAGGAUGCAGGAGAAUCCAGGAAGGUGCAGCCACCUAGCAAAACUCGCCGAGAAGGUAAGAGAAAGACGCUGACUGUUUCCAGUAAUGGAGAAGGGAAGCUAAACCUGGGAGGAAGUAUUGAGUUGAAAAGUUUGGAGCGUGUGGAAGUGAAUAAGACAUUACAGGAGAAAGCCCAAAGUAAUGAUUUUCUGUUUCAUGACAAGGCAGAAACACCUGGACAUCAGCAGGGAGGAGAAGAUCAUUUGGACUGCAGUCUAGGGCUGGUAGGAAAGCAAUCCUCUCUCUGUGAGGAAGGAGACAGUGGUUUGAAUGAAAAGGCCAUUCAGCAGGGGAUUAAGCAGAUCUUUGCUCUCCUUGAGAAUCCAAGGAUGUCAGGGGUGCAGAAGCCCCACAAAUGCUCAUAUUGUGGGAAAAGCACAAGCUGCAGAUCACAGCUGAUGAUGCAUGAGAGGAUCCACACCGGAGAAAAACCGUACCACUGCUCCGAGUGUGGCAAAAGCUUUGGUCGAAACAGCUCCCUGGUGGUUCACCGAAGGACCCACACCAGAGAAAAGCCGUAUGAAUGCUCCGAGUGUGGGAAGGUUUUUCGCUGCAGCUCCCACCUUUUUAUCCAUAAAAGGACCCACACCGGGGAGAAGCCCUACCAGUGCUCUCGAUGUGGCAAAAGCUUUAGUGAGCAUGCCACCCUGGUGAUACACAAGAGAACUCACACCGGGGAGAAACCGUUUGAAUGUCCAGAGUGUGGGAAAAGCUUCAACACUAGUUCGAAUCUUACCAGCCACGUGAAGUUGCACACGGGUGAGAAACCCCACAAAUGUUUGCAGUGUGGGAAAAGUUUCAGUCGGAAUUCCAACCUGGUGAUACACCAGAGGAUUCACACAGGAGAGAAACCGUAUGAGUGUCCGGAUUGUGGGAAAGGUUUCACAACUAGCUCUAAUCUAAUAAGUCAUGUAAGUUUGCACACGGGGGAGAAGCCAUUCAGAUGCCCAAACUGUGGUCAGCGUUUCAGUCACAACUCUACUCUUAUUAAACACAAGAGGACACAUACAGGAGAAAAGACCAUCAGCGUUCUGAUUGCAGGAAAAGCUUGAUCAUCCCCCUAAGACCUUGGAAAACUUCCAGGAGUCCACCCAGGAGAGAAACCAUUGUUUGUUUCCAGCUUGCCGGAUUAUUUUCAGCCAAAGAGCCAAUCUUAUUAGACGUGGGAGACUCAGCCAGAAGAAAUGCUCUUCAUACAAAAGGAUUUGCUUGCAAAAACCAGUAAAUCAGUAGGUGGGAAAGCUGUGAGGGGCCAAAGAGGAUUUCAAGAAGAGCUUUGUGAAAACAAAGAAAGCAAAGAAAGAAUAUGAAAGUAACUAUGCAGAAUAGAAACAUUCCAAAGGUAUCAAAACUGUUCUUAUGGUAUCUAAUGUGAUGUUAUAAAAAAGAAUCGGGGGGGAAAAAGUGAUAGGUGUGCUCUAGUUUCAGCCAAAGCUUUAAUUAGGAAUUGUGACUAAAACAGCAUAACAGAAGCUGUUUUGGAGGAGAUACAGCAUAGUGAGAGAAUUGGGAGGGAUCUCAGGGUCAUCUAGUCUAACCCCUUUUCAGGGCAGAAAGUCCACUGCUCCAGCAUUAAGUGGCCUGAGCUUCACUUGCAACACAUUGUUCCUGGAGUGUGAGUGAGGACCCACUGAGUUGCUGAAACACCAUGCAAGAUUGUAGGGCUUAUAGAAUGUGCUGUGAACGUGAUUUGAAGUAAGUGCAAACAAAGCUAGUUUUGGACUGAAGCCACUGAAAUGCAAGAAAUGGGUAACAAAAGUGUAUAGAUAGCCCUCGCUUAAUGACCGCUCAUUCAGCGACUGUUUGAAGUUAACAUGGUGCUGAACAAGGAGACUUAAGCCGUUCCUUGUAGUUGUGGCUUUCACAGCAUCCCCACAGUCAUGUGAUUGUGAUUUGGGCACUUGGCAACCGUGGGUGAUUUGCUUAACGACUGCAGCUAUAACUGAUGUUGUAAGUCGGUGCAGUCACAUGUGACGUUUCACGUUACAACUGCAUCGUUUAGCAACAGAGUUGCUAGGCCCCAUUGUGGUCGGUAACUGAGGACUACCUGUAUCGUAUUUGUAAUAUAGUAAUUAUUGCAGGUUAUUAAAAAAACUUCCUAUGGCAAACCAGUGUCCAUUUACCACUUAUAAGUGUAACAGCUCCAAGGUAGUAAGAAUUGUUGCAUUGCCCCUGCCUGGGUGCUGUUACUGUCCUGUAAUGUUUCUAAAGGUACCCUGGUUCAUGAGAACCAUUAGUUACAUCACGACAGGCUCUAAUGCCCCUCAGAUUGGACAGGUUGUUGUAGUUAAUUUCAUUAAAUGUGAUCCAUGCAGAUGUGUGUGCAUGUAUGUGUGUAUAUACUGUAUAUAUAAUAUUAUUACAUGGUUCUUUGGAUGUAUGAAAAUGAGUAUUUAAUAGGUUCCAGUGCCUUCCUUUUAAUUAAAGUAUAAAUAAUGUACAGAAGUGGCUGCUUCUUAAUAUCCAUGUCUUAAAUAUCUGUAGAAAUGUCUUCCCCCCAGAAAAGCCUAAGUGAUGUUUGCAGUUUGUUUGACUAUAAUAUUUAAGUAUUCUGCAGUGUGUUGUCAUCUCCAGAUCAAAUGUUUCCAUUCAUUUG
Candoia aspera is the source of this 3182-nucleotide messenger RNA. Its product is annotated as zinc finger protein 1 homolog. Bases 40 to 1638 code for a protein of 532 amino acids. The record is from RefSeq and is a predicted model, not a curated record. The transcript has 3 exons. Gene Ontology annotation, molecular function: RNA polymerase II cis-regulatory region sequence-specific DNA binding; DNA-binding transcription factor activity. Lineage: Eukaryota; Metazoa; Chordata; Lepidosauria; Squamata; Candoiidae. Gene Ontology annotation, biological process: regulation of transcription by RNA polymerase II.